GCGUGCGUUGACAUUACUUCCGGCAAAGGAUUAGCUACGUUUCUCCGAACUAGUCCGAAGAUGCGAGGAUUGUAUGGCUUCACUGUUGUACCUCUACUUCUGGCGCUCUUUGUAGGACAUAAUACUUUUGUUACUGCACAGCAGUGUUCUGAGGAUGGAGAAGUUAGGUUGGUCGGCGGAGAAAAUGUGAACCAGAGCGGAGUCAGGGGGAGAGUGGAGAUUUGCAUCAAUCACCAGUGGGGUACUGUGUGCAGUGAUGACUGGGGACUGUUAGAGGCCCGAGUUACCUGCCGGCAAAUGGGAUUUGAUUAUGCUGUCCCUAUUGCUGAAUAUGGUGGAGGCUCAGGCAAAAUUCACUCCUUUUCAUGUGUUGGGGAUGAAACUCAUCUUGGUAACUGCAGUGGUGAUAUGGACAUUACCUACUGUGGUCACAGCGAAGAUGCUGGAGCAAUGUGUUCAGAUUUUGCUGAGUGUAAUGAGACUGGUGUUAGACUGGUUGAUGGAGUGACUCCUGAUGAUGGAAGAGUGGAGAUAUGUCUGGGUGGGGUGUGGGGCUCAGUAUGUGACGAUACAUGGGACAUCAGAGAUGUCAGAGUAGUGUGUCGACAAUUGGGCUACAACGGAACAUCUAUUCCCCUGUUAUCCUAUCCUGUGAUUUCAAGUAAUGGCUCAUUAUUCUAUCAUCUGGAUGAAGUAGACUGCACUGGAGAUGAAACGUUGCUAAGUGAUUGUGAACAUGGUGGGCUAGGUAUUCACGAUUGUCGAGUAAGAUUUGAAGAAGCUGGAGUUAUAUGCAACGCCACUGUAGAGUGCAAUGAGACUGGUGUUAGACUGGUUGAUGGAGUGACUCCUGAUGAUGGAAGAGUGGAGAUAUGUCUGAGUCGGGUGUGGGGCUCAGUAUGUGAUGACUUGUGGGAUGUUAGAGAUGCCAGAGUAGUGUGUCGACAACUGGGCUACUACGGAAUAUCCUUUCCACUACAAAGUCAUCCUGUGCGUAUGAAUGAUUCCAUACUAUUUUAUCAUCUGGAUGACGUGGAAUGUAGAGGAAAUGAAAAUAUGCUGAGUGAUUGUGGCCAUGAAGGGAUUGGGGUUCAUAAUUGUUUUGUAAGAUUUGAAGAAGCUGGAGUUAUUUGCAGCGAUGCAGUAAUAAUUGAUGGCCCUAAAGGUGUUGAGGAUUCUCUAGUGUUUAUGGGUCAGGUGACAUGUAGAGGCUCUGAGAAAUACUUGAAUGAGUGCAUACCUGACAUCAUGCCACUAGCUGGAGGAGGCUGCAGCAGAGCAGCUAUUUCAUGUGGAAAAAGCUCGAAUCAGCCGAAAUGUACCCGGAACGACAGUGUGUUAUUGAGUGAUGUUUAUAAGAGCUAUGGAGAGUGUUCAGUAUACAAGUGGGAAACUGCUGUAUGUGAAGGUGUGGUGAGACGUGGGAUUGACAGCGUGUAUGCCAGGUCAAGGCUGGGAGACCAGAGCACCAUUGCUCAACUACUCAAUGAGAGUAUCAAGGAUGUGGAGAGAUUAAUUGCUGACCACGCUGAUUCCUGUGUCGACCAAGUGUUCAGAGCUCUCUGCAAUUUCUAUCUCCCUCCCUGUGGUAAUGCAACCCACCCUGUCCCUCCCUCCUCGAUCUGUCAAACAGAGUGUGAGAUGGUGCUGCAAAAUUGCCAGACAACAUGGGAUGCGGUUAUGUUGGCCUUUAAGACCGUAGAUCCGAUACCCGACUGCAAUGAUACCUCAAGGCUCCUGUUUCCAGUCCCAAACUGCUGCACUGGAGCUGGGCUAGGUAACUUUGACCAGGAGGAUGUAGAGAGGUUUGUGGAGGAGAGUUUGAAGAUGAGUCGGUUCAAACAUGCUCACGUGAUGGGUCUCAUUGGAGUCUGUCUCGAUGCUGGCUCUGCCCCCUUCAUUAUCAUGCCUUACAUGGCCAACGGAAGCCUUCUGAAGUAUCUCAAGAGAGAGAGAAAGAAUGUCGUCCUUUUAGAGGAAACUGAUGAAGAUGAGGUGAAGGAGGUUCGUAAGCGACUGAUGGUCAUGUGUUUGCAGAUAGCCAGUGGGAUGGAGUACCUGGCCAGUAACAAGAUUGACACCCACUUCCAGAUCAAGAUUACCGACUUUGGUCUGUCGGAGGAUGUGUUUGAGAGGAACUACUUCAGACAGGACAGUGGGUGUGGGGAGGUGGUGAAGCUGCCCGUCAAGUGGAUGGCUCCUGAGAGCCUCAAUGACAGACACUUCUCUGAGAAGAGUGAUGUGUGGUCCUAUGGAGUGACAAUGUGGGAGGUAUUCAGUGGAGGGAAGGCUCCAUAUCCUGCUACUGAUCUUCUCACUCUCAUGCAGAGUUUAGAGCAAGGCCACCCAAUGCCACAGCCAUACAAUGCUGCCUGCAGUGAGGAAAUCUUUGGGAUCAUGGGGCAAUGCUGGCAGAUGGAACCAAGGGACAGACCAACUUUCAAAGAAAUCUGCUCUACUCUUUCAAAGUUCAUUGAGUGUGAAGCUGGCUACCUGCAGUUUGGGUUCAGCCCCUUCACUGAUGGAGGAGAAGGAGGAGGGGGAGAGGUAGAAGGAGGGGAGGAAGGAAGGAGGAACAAUGAGGAUGAGAAAGAGGAAAAAGAGAAGGAGUUCAUCUAG
This is a messenger RNA of Geodia barretti, 2619 nucleotides long. Lineage: Eukaryota; Metazoa; Porifera; Demospongiae; Tetractinellida; Geodiidae. The record is from the annotation of a GenBank genome assembly.